Messenger RNA from Didymodactylos carnosus, 4401 nucleotides. Lineage: Eukaryota; Metazoa; Rotifera; Eurotatoria; Philodinida; Philodinidae. The record is from the annotation of a GenBank genome assembly.
AUGAAUACUAAACGAUCAAAGCAAAACUUAAAAUCUUGCGCAACAAAACGUCCACGUAUAAAUAAGAUUACACCAACUGACACAAUACCAAUAGUACGAACAAACAAACAUCGUUGUUAUGUUUUCUGUCCAGUUGAACAUACGUCGCUAACAUGUGUACCUGGCAUAGGACAAAAGAAUAAAAAGCUCUUGCACAAAGCAAAUAUACCUGAUUUGUCAACCUUAUAUGAACGCUGGGAAAUAAUGAAUAAUCCGAGACAAUUCCAAAAUUGGUUAGUAAAUGAUGUAGGUUUUACGAACUAUCAAGCCAGUAUGACCUCUUGUGAAUAUACGUGGCCCGUUCGAGGUAGCAAUAAACGAAAGAGAAGUAGCACAGAGGAGGAUACUGAAAAGUUGUCGACAAGCAAACGAAACGUACAAUCAGAUGGUGAAGUUAAAUUCAUAACAACUUCUAAAAUUAAAUCAAAACCAAUGAGAUCAGACACUCAAAAAGAAUUAUUUAAGUUAGAGCUGAACAAUUUGCCAAACAGCCUUCCUUCAGGUUUACAAAGUGUAAAAGAAAAGCAAAACUCGACGGAAGUUCAAAAGAAAACAACUAUAAAACUAACGGAUCUUGGUUCUAAACCUCUAAAUAAAUCAGAAAUGUCAUCGCCGAGUAAACUGGAGUUGAAUAUCGUUGGAUUGAAAUCAGACGAGAUCGAACAAACAGUGGCUCUCAAGGGUAAUAAAUUUGAUUUGUUGAGUACUAAAAGCAAACCAAGCGACGAUACAACUUCCAAAAUACCAAUUGAUAAAGUAUUGUCUUUAGCAAUAAAAGUAACAACAAACAAUGAAUAUCUAAAAUCAACCGAGCAGAAUUUACCGAAAAGGUGUGAUUCUAAAACUAACAUUUUGUCACAGAACACGUCUGAACAUGAAGAUUUGAAGAUAAGUAAUCGAUCUCAUUCAUCAGAUGAAUUAGAUUCAACCACUGUUUCCAUCAAAUCGCAUCAAGAUAAGAGAAUGCCACAAAAUCUUGUUGAAUCAGAUCCGAAAAGUAACGAACAAACUAAAAAAGAGUUAUCGGAGUCGAACAUGAAAGAAAAUCUUAAGUCUAUCAAAAAUUUAAGCCUAACAAGUGCACUUGCCACGAUGAAAGCAAAAGACAAUAAUUUUUCAACAAAAGAUUCAUCGAGUCCAGUUAACACACCAAAAACUUUACAAACGAAAAAUUUAAAUUCAAAAGUUUCCUUGAUAGACUCUAAUGGUACCAGUAUAAUAUCCAAGGAUAUAACAGAAUCAAUUAUUUCAAAUCUCAAAGAGAAUACAGCAGUGGCUGAACAGCAGCUAUCACCAACCGAAUUACAAUCAACAGAAGAUAAUUCCGUACGAAAGUUAUCGGAUGAAAAACAACUUGAUAAAACACCAAAAGCUGAAAAUGAUGAAUCGAAGGGCAGACAAUUGAAGGGCACGCCGACACUAGACCAUAGAAAAAGCAUUUCGUCUCUUAAACGUUCUAUUUUAUCGUCGCCAAAAUCAACACCAGCCGUUUUUCCCUCCAAACCAUUAAGAUUUGGAGCAACAACACCAAAACUCGAUGAAAGAUCGAGUGUAUUAUCUAAAACAUUCGCUGGUCUUUCUUCAACAACCGGAACAGUUGAAGAAGUAGCUUCAUCACAGAACGAUCGGUUUCUGUCUCUACAAGAAGGGUCAAGAUCAUCCAAAAAUCUAGUUAAAACAUCGAAAGAAUCAAUUGAGUCUGGCGUAGCAGUACAACGCACAACCGAGAUUAUACCUUCAAAAAUUCCUCUUGAUGAUCAACCAAAUUUGUUGAAGCAACUACCAACACAAUCCGACAUAAAGUCAUCACCUGAGAAUAAUAUUCGAGCAGCGUACACCCAAAUAUUAGAUAUCAAACCAAACAAAUCUGGAACAGAAACAGGUGAGCAAACAAGAAGUGAUAGUCGACCGAAAAUUCAAGAUUCCCUAACAAGAUCGCAAAAGUCUAUCAUACCAGAUUCAAUAUCUCAGAAGCAAAGUUUUUCUCUUUCGAUUUUUAAAGUACCAAUUAUUACUGCGUGUCUUUUAGAACCGCCAUCAAAUACUAUGAAUCAAAUGGAAAAAUGGACACAGCCAGAUGUAAAAUCUGAGAAAGACGUGACACAAGAAUUUUUCCCAGAAAUGUCUGCCACUGUACAACACGUCGAUUCUAACAAAGAUAAAAUUCACAGUGAUUCAAUGAGUAUAUCUGCAAGUACAUUAGAAUUACGCACACAAAUAGUCAAAGAAGAAGUGAAUGAAAUUCUCACAGCUGCAGCUGAAGUCAUUCAACAAACAUUACGAGAUACAUCUAUAUUGAUCAAUGAUGCCCAGUUCAAAAAUCUUUUUCAGUCACCAUCUAAUGGGAUGAAUAACAAAUCGGAAGAUAAUAAGUCAAAAAUACCCCCAUCUACUCAACUUGACACCGUUGUAGAGUCACCGAUAACAUCGCAACAGCAACAACAAAACUUAGCACCUGUUAAGAAAAAAAUUCUAUCACCAAAGCCAAAAUGUAUACCUCUCGCUGAACGGCUAGCCCAAGUUCGAACAUUGAAAGCGCAGCGUGAGCGUAUUGGAACAACAACUGAAAGUAGUCGUACUAUAACACAGUCAUCAAGAACCCAUAUCCCUCUUAUUAAUAGUAUGACAUUUCCAGUUUCACAUAAGCCAAACGAAGCAUCGAGUCAACAAAUACCUAAAUCUUUGAAUAAACCAUCGAAUGACUGUAGUUCAGAAAAACUGAGUGAGUCCUACAUCGUACAAUCGAAUACCUUACAACAUGAAAUAAAAGCUAUAUUAAAUCGAACGAAAAGCAGUGCAAACUUACAAACUAAUCAAGAAUUGACAAACUAUACAUCAAAUAAGCAUGUAGAUAUUCAAUCUGAAACAAAAUUUCGAUCACAAUCACCUAAAAAUGAAGAAAAUACACCAUUAACAAAAACGGCUAUCAAAGAAAUAUAUCCAUCAAUAGAACAAGAAACACUAUCUUUUGAAGGCGAUAAAUCAAGCAAAAAGUCUUUACCUUUAAGACGAGUAGUAGAAAAUUCUCAAAUAGCCAAGCCACAAGAAGAUGGAAAAACUGCCUGUCAACAGGACACAAAACGAAAAAUCGAGAUUCAGGACACCGCGGCUCUCAUAUCCCGAUUAGAAAAAAAUGCUGUUGAUGCUUCAAUCUUAAAAAAACGCCCACAAGAAACUAUCACACGUUCGACAGAAAGCGCAACUCAGACUGCUUCACAAUUUUCACCGGAUAAGUCAUUACUAGAUAAAACUUUCCCCUCUGAUUCACAGAAAAUUCACAAAAAUGCUAUAGACAAACCGACGAAGUUGAUAAAUGAAAAUAAAUCAGUCCCAAGUGAAAAAAUUUCGUUAAAAGACGCACUAGACGUCACUAAUUUAAAAAGCCAGAAAGAAGUUGAACUGAUUGAAGAUGACAUUAAUGUCAAAGAAAUGUUCUCAAAAGCUCACCAGUCAUUAGAUUUAUAUCAAAAUUCGAGUAAUAUAUCUUAUUUGAAAAUGAAAGUUUUUAAAACGUCAAUAGCAUCUGAUAUUCGUUCUUUCACAUCAGCAGUCAAGAACCAAGCAAAACAGCCGAUUGCGGCAUGGAAACAUAAUUUAAAGACCAUUGAACCAACAUUAAAUGAACAACUAGAGAAAAAUCAAAUAGGUCUUGAUGGUCGCAAAUUUCUAUCAACCGCCACUAAUGCGUUGGACGAUCAGAAAAUUCAACAACAAAUAACUAAUUCGUCAUUAGCUGACCUGAAACAUUUUGUACCACAGCCACGUAUGGGCUCAAAUGAACCAAUACCAUCGCCUUAUUUGUUAAUAUUAAUGCCAAUUAAAGCUCAAACAAUUCCAAAACCGAGUGUAUUUUCACAAGAUAUGCCUACUUCCGAAUCGUUGGUAACAAAAAUGGAAAUUUCUGAGGUUUCAAAACAUAAUGAUUCAGGAAAGAAAAGGACAGAUGAUGAAAUAGUCGUACAAGACGGGGAACAAAGUCUGAGAAGAUUGGGUGCUUCCGUACCACUAUGCAAUGUGAUAACAAAAGAAAAUUCAAAUGAUGUCUUGAUAGAUUUUAGCGGACGAAUAUCAUUCAAACAAAAAUGUUUCAUCAGUAUUUUAGGCAACGAACGAAAAAAUGAUACUAACGUGGAUGGAACAAAUACUUUAUAUUCUAGUUAUUCGACUACGAACAAAGCCGUAUGGUGCGAGAGUGGUAAUUUACUUGAUAAAACGUCAGUGCAUCCGCAAUAUGUUAAAGUGCAAAAGUUACUUAUACCUCAAGUUGAAUUUCAUGAAUCAGAAGAACAAAUUAGUAAUAGAGAUACGAAUAAUUCGAUAUUAGAAACAAAAUUCUUUGUCUCAGAAAGUGAUAAUAAAUAA